AUGCUCGAAGACUGGAAAGUCCAUAUGGGACCCGAAGGUGCUGCAAAAGAAUGGUUGAAUAACCGCAUAGUCGUACCACCGCCGGCUUGGAUGACUCCCGAGGAAGUUGAGACACAUAUACGAAUUCUCAAGAAAGGAGGGCGGCGGCGACUUGAUUCUCUCAAAAGAAACAAAACAUUCAUCCGUGGAAUCGACGAACCAUUCUACUCCAAAUUAACUACCCACGAGAGCAAAGACCUCGACAUUCCUGCGUUAGUGGUCACAGCAGAGUAUAUGACUACGUGUGUCAUGCAGCUUUCCAAACACAAGCUGCAGAGAAACACCUGA
This is a messenger RNA of Talaromyces stipitatus ATCC 10500, 327 nucleotides long. RefSeq lists its product as uncharacterized. Bases 1 to 327 code for a protein of 108 amino acids. The transcript has 2 exons. The record is from RefSeq and is a predicted model, not a curated record. NCBI's taxonomy places the organism in Eukaryota, Fungi, Ascomycota, Eurotiomycetes, Eurotiales, Trichocomaceae.